Durusdinium trenchii is the source of this 1281-nucleotide messenger RNA. NCBI's taxonomy places the organism in Eukaryota, Dinophyceae, Suessiales, Symbiodiniaceae. The record is from the annotation of a GenBank genome assembly.
AUGAUGGCAGCAUGGUUUGAAGCGGCGAGCAGUGUUGUUGCAUUUUCAAGGAGCUCCCCUGCAGACAUGUUGGUCGUUGAGAAUUGGCUCCACACUGUGAUUCGAUUGUUCAGCCUGCUGAGUGCAUCCGCCUUACAGGAACUGACGGAUGUUGCAUAUCACCACACUUGGGGAUUGCCAACCUUGGAUGCAUCUGCGAUUGAUCCACAAAGCAUAAGCACUCUUGAUGCUUCGUCCUGCAGAGUGGAGCUGCUUUACCAUUGGAUCCAGCAGUUCAUCUCAGAUGGAGCUCAGCUAGGCGUGCUCACUACACCUGCACCUUUGCUAAACCGCACCCUUGCAGAGCUGGCCAAGGGAAUGGACAAAUAUCAAGAUGCGAUGAAACAUUCCAAGAUCCCUUUUCCCUUUCCCUAUGCGCAAACUACCUUGGUGCUCUUAAUCUUCCAUUGGAUUCUGACGCCGCUGGUCAUGGCGCAGUGGACAACUACGGUGUUUGGAUCCGCAGUCUUCACCUUUGUUCAGGUAUUUACCUUGUGGUGCCUCAAUGCUACAGCUGUGGGUUUCGAGCGGCCAUUCGGGGGAGAGGCAAACGAUAUUGACCACAUCGACUUACAAAUGAUGAUGAACAAAAGCCUCAUCAACUUGAUGGAACCACGAUCUCGCCGACUUCCCUUCAUCCCAGCUACAACGUAUCUCGACAUCGAGGUACUACGGAAAAGGGACACAAUCCACGCGGCUGCAUUGCAGCAGGAAGGCUGGGAGCUAAAGGAUAUAGACUGGAACGCAGGUAUCGCUGGUAUGGCAGGUGCUUUCCAAGCUUGUUGUCGUUCCUGCAGUAAACGACGCAGACCUACUGCAGGGCGCAGCCUCAUUGCAGUCUCUACACGCUACAGCAGCAAACGUUAUUGUGAAAUAGACGGAGAAAAGACAGCCGUGCUGACUGUCGGAAUCGUUGGCUCCGAAUUGUUCUUGGCACUGCCAGCCCUUCCAAAUGACACCCGGAACACGUUUGAAGUGCUCAACGUCGCAGGGCGCCCCUGCACAUUGCGAGCAAAGCGGAUCCCAAUCCAACAAAGACAUUUGCUGACUAAAGGACCAGAUCCGGCAUGGAAUGACGAUUAUCGUGAUUUUCCACCGGAGUACAACUUUGCAGCUGAAGCACUGGCAAGAGCAUACGAGAAGCAGAAGGGGUCAAGAGCAGAGGUAGGAAGACAUUCCCAAGGCGAAGAGGCCAAAGCGCCUUGGUGUUACUGUUCCCAAAGAAGUAACGCGGUGCCGUAA